Messenger RNA from Pieris napi, 3457 nucleotides. Its product is annotated as probable 2-oxoglutarate dehydrogenase E1 component DHKTD1 homolog, mitochondrial. Gene Ontology annotation, biological process: tricarboxylic acid cycle. Gene Ontology annotation, molecular function: oxoglutarate dehydrogenase (succinyl-transferring) activity; thiamine pyrophosphate binding. The record is from RefSeq and is a predicted model, not a curated record. Lineage: Eukaryota; Metazoa; Arthropoda; Insecta; Lepidoptera; Pieridae. The coding region runs from base 288 to 3038 and encodes 916 amino acids. The transcript is spliced from 19 exons.
GUCAGUUCAUUAUCAGCUGUGGUGCUGCGUCCGCGCACGUUCAGUUUGACCUUGAAUCAGGCUUAUUUUUAUAUCUGUAACUGUGAUUUCCGAAAACUUAUUUAAAAUUGUUAACUAUGAAUAUUUUGCUCCAAUGCUUUUAUUGAAAUUUGAACCUAUACGUUAGUGAUUUCAUAAAUUGGGUUAAAGGUCAAUUACUUAAAUAAUUUAGUUGUUAGUGUUGUGUAGAGUUGUGAAAUUACAGUUAAUCAACGGAUUUCGGGUGUGAAAUGUGGUGAAAAGUGAAAAUGAUUGCGUUUAUGAAAGGUGUAAAGACAGCGCGUAAUUUUAAAUAUGGAAGAGUAAAGUACCAUUCGGGAGUGGGGGUGUUCGGUCAUCGACCCCGGGAGGUGAAUGAAAGUGAUUUACCAGAAGAAGUUACAUCAAGGAGAUACGAAAACUGCCGCGCACAGCAACUGGUUAACGCUUAUCGCACAUACGGGCACCUUCGGGCGACUAUUGAUAAUGUUGAUUACAAACAACCGAACAGAAAUAUCAAAGAGCUGUCUUUAUCACGUUACGGACUAUCUUCUAACGAUCACGUAGAUUUCGGACUAUUGUAUGGUCAUAGCGGAAAGCAGCCUGUCAAUAAGUUAGUGGAGCAAUUAGAAAAGUUAUACUGCGGCCCGAUCUCUUAUGAGUUUUCAUACUUAGAAACAGAUGCUGAACGAGAAUGGUUCGCUCAACGAAUAGAAGACACACAAGAUGCGAUUUCAAAAGACCGUCAGCGCCAAAUCUUAAAAGAACUAUUGGAGACUCAGACAUGGGAUAAAUUUCUCUCCACGAAAUAUCCCAGCGUAAAGAGAUAUUGUGGUGAAGGCGCUGAGUCUUUGUUGACUUUCUUUUCCACCCUUAUCCAACGGACAUGUUCUGAGGGAAUGGAAUAUGUUACCCUGUCAAUGGCACACAGGGGCAAAAUAAAUCUGCUGACGAGCCAAUUAAAAUGCCCGCCUGUCAAAAUCUUCCACAAGUUUAAUGGAAACCCGGAGUUUCCACUGGAGGCGAAUGCUGCAUGUGAUAUUGCUACACAUUUAAGUGCUUCGGUGGACCUGGCAGUAGAAGGAAAAUCAGUGAAAUUUUCUAUGAUUAACAAUCCAUCACAUUUAGAGGCGGGAAAUCCCGUAUCAAUGGGAAAAGCACGGUCGAAACAACUGAAAUUACUUGAAGGAGAUUACUCAGUUAACAAAACGUCACGAUUUGGGGACAAAGUCCUGAAUGUACAGGUACAUGGUGACGCCGCAUUUGCUGGUCAGGGUAUCAACCAAGAGAUGCUAAUGAUGUCUCAAGUUCCGCACUUCCAUGUAGGCGGAUCUGUCCAUGUAGUCGUUAACAAUCAGAUCGGCUUCACAUUGCCAGCAGAACGUGGAAGAUCAAGCAAAUACGUCACGGACUUAGCUAAAGCCAUAUCAGUGCCCGUUAUUCACGUCAAUGGGGACCAUCCAGAGCUGGUCGCGAGGGCCACGAACAUUGCUUUUGAAUAUCAAAGAAAAUUCCGCAAAGACGUGUUCAUUGACUACAACUGUUACCGACGAUGGGGACACAACGAAGUUGACGAUCCAACUUUUACAAACCCACUUAUUUACAAGCUUAUUCAUAGUAGAAAAUCUAUACCGGAUGUGUACACAGAUAAGUUAAUAUCCGAAGGUGUAGUGUCUGAAGAAGAAGUUAAAGUAAUUAAUAGUGACUAUCAUAAGUUCUUACAGUCGCAGUACGAAAUUGCACACAGCUAUCAACCAGAAGUGACGUAUUAUCAAGAGCAGUGGUCCGGAAUGGGUGCGGCUCCAAAGGCUGUAGAAGUAUGGGACACGGGGGUCAACACUGAGUUACUGAAAACUGUAGCCAAAGCCUCUGUCAGUCUCCCUAGCGAAUUUAACAUUCAUCCUCAACUUGCGAAAACCCACGUCAAAAAUAGAUUGAGCAAGAUAACCCAAGAAAAGGACGUUGACUGGUCAACGGCGGAGGCAAUGGCUUUUGGAUCUCUUUUAAUGGAAGGUCGUCACGUGCGCCUGAGCGGUGAAGACGUAGGACGUGGAACAUUCUCUCAUAGACACGUGAUGCUUGUGGACCAGAAUACGGAGACCAUACACAUCCCACUCAACCACAUUGAUGAUCAGCAGAAGGGAUUUUUGGAGGUAGCGAAUUCUAUUUUGUCAGAGGAAGCAGUAUUGGCUUUUGAGUACGGUAUGGCGUACGACAACCCAGAAAAUCUUUAUAUAUGGGAAGCUCAAUUUGGAGACUUUUAUAACGGUGCUCAAAUCAUUGUCGACGCUUUUAUUGCUUCGGGAGAAUCAAAAUGGGUCCGAAGCAACGGUCUCGUGAUGCUCCUACCUCACGGCUACGAUGGUGCCGCAUCCGAACACUCAUCGUGUCGCAUAGAACGGUUCCUCCAGAUGACAGACAGCUCGGAGACGAGCCCCGACUCAGAGGCUGUGUGUAUGCACGUAGUUAAUCCGACUACACCUGCGCAGUAUUUCCACUUAUUGAGACGACAGGUAGUAAGGAACUACCGCAAGCCCCUCGUUGUGGUGGCUCCGAAAAUCUUACUGCGAUCCUCAGACGCGGUCAGCCCACUUUCUGACCUCGCUCCGGGAACAUUCUUCAAACCUGUGAUUGGUGAUUCCAUAGCAGAUCCAUUACGCGUGAGACGCGUCAUAUUAGUCAGUGGCAAACAUUAUUACGAACUCCACAAAGAAAGGGUGAAGAACAAGAUAGAUGACGUUGCAAUUAUCAGAGUCGAGUCACUCUGUCCCUUCCCAGUUCACGUACUGCAGACGGAACUUGAUCGAUACAGCAAUGCUAGAAAAUUUAUUUGGAGUCAAGAGGAACAUCGAAAUAUGGGAGCGUGGACGUUUAUCAAACCACGAUUUGAAAACAUGUUAGGAAGAAAGAUAAUAUACUCGGGCCGAUCUGUAGCGGCUACUCCCGCGGUAGGUACAUCAGUGCUUCAUCGAGUUGAAGUUGAACACAUUUUACGAGAACCAUUGUAUGACCUGAAGUGAUAUGCAAAACCUAAACCAUAAGUUCAUAUAACGUUUGAAAAGUGUUUUUUGAAUUUGAUAUAAUAUUUAUUUAUCACAAAAAUAUCCUUUUUAUCAAAAAAUUGUGUCAUUUGAAUUGUUAAGAAUUAAUUUACGAUACAAUUGAUAGCUCAUGUUAUAUUAUUGAUAAGAUGCAUUUAUAUUGUUUUACAUAAAUUUUCUAAAAAAACAAUGUAGUUUUUUUUUCAAAUCUACAUACAAGGCGUAACAAAUUGUAAUAUAACUUUAAGUUAUCUACGCUUCAUUUAUCAACUUGUUUAAUCAAUAAUCCACACCAACCAAACAUUGAACCCAUCAAACAUGGCUGGCAAGGGAAAAGGCAAGAAAAAAGAAAAAAAGGAAAAAGAAGAUGGUGGGGAUAAGAAAAAAGGAAAAAAAGG